AAGAAUUAAAAAAAGAAAAAGAAAAAGAGAGAGAGAGAGACUCAACUGCAAUCCCCCAGAAUUUGCCACUCUGCUGCUUGUGCAGCUCUUUGCCUUUUCAAUCUGAUCAACUUACAGUGAUAAUCUAAAAAUCAAAUCGAAGAACAACCCUGUUUUGUUUGUUGAAUUUGAUUAUCAGGGUUGUUCUUUUCUUUUUAAUCCUAUCCAUAAAAAUGUACUCAACCAUCCAAUAUUUGAAAGUUUGCUUUUUUAUCAGCUGGUCUUUACUUUUCAAUUUCAUCAACAAUCAACUAUAAUUCAAAGCAAAGGCAGCCUAUUUUUGUUUGUUGAAUUUGACGAAAUGGGUUGUUCUUUGUUUUUCAUACCAUUAAUUGUAGAUUAAGUAAAUUCCAGAUUGUUUGUGGAGUUUUGUGCUUUGUUUUUUUUUGGAAAGUUUAGCUUUUGCAUGGCUAGGAGGAUUGUUGUUCUCUAGCAAAUCAGAAGCCAAGUUUCUGUUAUAUUGGAGGAGAGACAAGUGUUCUUAGAGGCCUUGAAUUGGAUACCAUUGGAUUGUGGAGGCCCCUAAGAGAGAAACCAAAGACUGUGUCUUGGAGAUACAAGUCUGGUCUUGAUCGGCUUGGAGAAAGAACGCUUUACCCUCCAGUAGAAGUAGAAAGGAUUGGUGUAUGGUUCUGGCUGUUCUGUUAAAGCCUUAUGUCUCAAUUCUCAAAAGGUUUCAUUUACUGUUUAGUUUUGCUUCUUCUCUCCAGUUACGUUUUAGGUCAUUUGCUUGUUCCUCCGAAAUGAACUUGAAGUUAGCAACAGAGUCAAGGUGGAAGAUUUUUAUUUAGGAGGACGAUUGAUUUCUUUAUGUUCAUGGAGAAUUCUUAUGAAACAUCUAAUGUUAAUGGGCUAAGAGAAAAUGGCCAUGCAGUUGUUAGGCAAACUCCUCAUCAACCCAGAUCAUUACCUUGGCUUGAUUUAAGAGUAUUCUAUGUCCGAAUCAGCAAAUGUGAGAUUGAUGACUCGACUCCUGAGCUCCUUUCUGUGAACCAUAUUCCAUUAUAUCCUGAUACCCUUCUCGAAGUAAAUGGUGUUAGAACUUCUAUCAAUUCUGAUGGUGCAUCGACCACUCUUAGGAGGGAUAGAUUAGAUAAGAAAUCUGAAGAAGCAACAUUUGUCAGCACCGAUAGUAUAAGGAUGACUGGGAGUGUGAGGUUUGAGGUUUUUGAUAAGGAUGUCCUAUUGUUAUCUGGUGUUUUAGAAUUGUGUUGUAGCAAUGGUUUUGUAGGGGAAUCAAGGAACCAUGACCAGAGGUGGAGCAUGAAUUGUGAAUCAGACAUAACACUAGGCAACGGCUUCCUGAAGGAUAAACAGUUUAUGGGUCUAGAUUCAGAGAUGCCUACAAUUGAGGUCUAUGUUACAGGAUCUUUCUCGGGCACUCCAAUUAUCUUAACAAAGACAUUGGAGCUUGGUUUUCGUAAGAAGCAAAUGAGAAAGGGGAUGUUAGAUUCCAUACCAGAAUAUGAGGCAACUGGAAGCCAGGACAAAGCCCCUUCCAGGUUUCCUUUACAGUUAUCUGAAUACUCAGACCACAAGCCGGAGAAUGAAGAUUACCACCUGUUCCCAGGAACAGAAUAUAUGGAUGGUGAAGAUGGUGAAAUGUCAUGGUUCAAUGCUGGUGUUAGAGUGGGUGUUGGCAUUGGCCUAAGCGUUUGUGUUGGAAUUGGGAUAGGUGUGGGCUUGCUGGUACGAACCUACCAAGGCACCACCCGCAACUUUAGAAGGCGAUUGCCAUGACUAACAGUUUUGCUAAUUGGCAAUUUUAGCACUAUGCCUUUCGUUCUUCUACUCACAAUCCAAAUGCAGCUAACUCUGGGCGUUUCUGACAUGCCCUGAAUCCUGAGUGUGAAUAAGGGUUUUUCACCAUUGCAAUCAGAUGCAGGUAAUACGUUGGUCUUCUGGGGCUAAGCCUUGCAUCUAAAAUAAAAGGGCAAUUAUUACAUACUGCAACAUCGGAAACGAAAUUCUCUCAAAUGGAUUGCAUCUGGAGUCAGUCUUUUUAUGUAUUUAAUGCAGGGCAGGGCGCUGUGUGUGCUGUGGUAUGCCUCUUGUGAGUUUGAUAGUUGCUUGAUCUUUCUUUUUCCUUCCUGGAAUACUGUUUAUAGCCACUGUAAAAUUUUGGUAAUGGACAUAGGUCAUCCUCUGUUGCGUGAUAUUCUUCCUGUCUUGACAUGCACAUCUUACUGGUUUUGCUUGUCUUCUGUUGUUUUAAUGGAGUAGUUAAAUCAUUUGUGGCUU
Molecule: messenger RNA, 2280 nt
Organism: Populus euphratica (Euphrates poplar)
Lineage: Eukaryota; Viridiplantae; Streptophyta; Magnoliopsida; Malpighiales; Salicaceae
Exons: 5
Coding region: 850-1779 (309 amino acids)
Molecular function (GO): phosphoglycerate dehydrogenase activity
Source: RefSeq, a predicted model, not a curated record